UUCUUAUAUAAAUAUGCUUUCAUUUCAUCCGUUGUUUUCGCUUCCACUGCAGAAUCUCUCGUUCCCUUUUCUUUUUCCCUCUUUUACUACAUGAGAGAGAGAGAAAGUUCUUAGCUUUCCCUGUUUCUGACAUUUUUCUCAUGAACUUUUUUUCUUUCUUUCUAUAUAUCAAACACUCUUUCUCUCUUUGCUUAUAAUUGAGACACAAAAGAGAGGGGAUUCCCGAUUAUGGGGAAGCAAAGGUAUUGGAGCGGACAUGGAAGAACAGCCACAGCCUCCACUAAAACACUCAAAAAUCAACCAAAUGGUUUCGAUGAAGCUUCUUCUUCUACCUCUGCUGGCUGUAUGUGUGCUGUUUUUCAGCUCUUUGAUUUUCAUCCUUUGAGCCACCACCAACAUCAUCACCCUCCUCCAUCAACUGUUUCUCUCAACCCCAUUGUCUCUCCUCCACCGCCGGACGACGACCAUCUGUCUAAAGAUCAAAAUCUGAUUUUGAGUAAUGGGUCAGUGAAAAAUUUAGGUAUUGAAGCUCCACGAAACAGUGUGGAGUCAGAGGAAGAAGAAUCUUCAUUGCCAUGUACUCCAAAACAAAAGGAGGAUGGUUUACAUUUCCCAAAGGGCAUUGUUCAAAUCAAAACCAAAAGUGGAAUAACCAAAGAAUCAGAAAUGAAUUCAAACAAGAAUUUGUCCGCCGGCAACGACUCUCCGAGCACCAAGACGCCAACUUUAGUGGCGAGAUUAAUGGGUUUGGAUCUUCUACCUCAAUCCACCUCUCCUUCAACCACAUCCAGAACUCCUUAUUCACUUGUUGGAAAGCCAAAAACAGGCAAAAAUCAUUUAACUGGGACUCGUUCCUUGCCGGAAACCCCAAGAACAUCUUGUGAAAGAAAACCAAAUGUGGAUAAUUAUCACCACCGCCUCUCACUUCAAAUCCCCAAUUUCGAUAAAGAGAAUGCAAGUCCAAGUCCGAAUCCAAGCCAUUAUGCUAAAGAGAUCGUGAAGCAAAUCAAAGAAACUGUGAGCAGAAAAGGUGGUCUCAGCGAUAUCACCAAUAAUUAUUACAGUACAAGAAGAGAUCAGGAUAUCAUUACUCAAACAAAACCCAAAAAGGUCAUAUCAUUAUCAUCAUCUUCUUCAGUAUCUCCCAGACUGCCCAAAAAUCCCAACAAACAGACACCAAAAGUCGAGGCCAUGAAAGAAGGUGUUCUAGGGCAGAGGAAGCCAAAAAGACAGAAGCCCGUGAAGACAAAGGCGGGAUUAAAGAAGAGUAAUAAACAAGAGGAGCCAUUUGUAGUUCCAUCCAGAAUAACCAAAGCCGCCAUUGAUGGUCCUCUCAAGAACACUAAGAAAACUCCAUUGUCGAAUCAGCUUUUGAACUUCGGCUCUGUUCCGACCAUUGUUAUGAAGAAAGACCCUCCAUUUCCCUCACCCAUUAAACCAUCUCCAAUGCAGUCACCGUGCAAUCGGAAUCAACCUGCAAAUCAGACAGUCGAUAAGGAAUCAAAACGAUACUUGCAGUCAUCUAACCACCAACCCCACAUUCCAAUUAUUCAUCAUCACCAACACGUCAUCCAAUCACCACUCAGCAACAGUAAUAAAGACGGCAACAACCCCAAACAAAACGCCGCCGAUUGCAGUUACAACCACGACAUUGCGGCAGAACUGGAGUACAUUAGACAAAUACUCCUCCGCCGCAGGAGUACUUCCUCUUCAGUGUACUCCACCGUUUUCCCUGAAAAUUACAACACCACCCAUAAUAGAGUUUCAAAUUCACAUAGAAAAUUACUCUGCCACUUGGUCGAAGAAUUGUUGGAGCCGUAUCUCGAAGUAAGGCCGUACCGGAAGGCGGCAUCGCCGGGAGAGGUAUGGGCGGAUGUGGUGGAGAAAUUGUGCGAGAAAGUGAAAAGGUUGCCACGUGCCAAGUGUGAGAUAUUGGAGGACAUAGAUGGGAUAAUCGAAAAAGACAUGGAAAUUUUGGGGAUUGGCUUUGAAGAGGAAGGUGAGGGGAUAGUGAAGGAGAUUGAGGAGUGUAUAGUGGAGGAGCUUUUGAACGAAACGGUGCGUUUUGUUGAGACAGAGAUGGCAGGAUAAUCACGUGGGAGAUGCCACUUGGAGAGUGUAGACCCACAGAUGCAGGUCGAAGUUACACGUGGACUGUUGACCCAGCCGACAAACACUGAGAUUUUUCGGUUCUGGAAAGACGGUCUUUUUUGGCGAAGGAAUCCCAUUCCUCCUUCUCUCUACAAAUUUUAUUUCUCACUCUAAAUUCCCAAAAUUACAAAAAAGGCUAUUUAAUGUAUCCUAUAUCUUCUAUAGUGUAAAAAUUAAUAUUUAAAAGCACUGUUUUAUUCAUUCAAUUAAACUUAUAUUUUCUUU
Cucurbita pepo subsp. pepo (vegetable marrow) is the source of this 2376-nucleotide messenger RNA. RefSeq lists its product as uncharacterized. NCBI's taxonomy places the organism in Eukaryota, Viridiplantae, Streptophyta, Magnoliopsida, Cucurbitales, Cucurbitaceae. The record is from RefSeq and is a predicted model, not a curated record.